CGAUGUAAAGAUGGCUGCGCCCAUGGGACAUGAUCGUUCACGAAAACCAGUCUCAGAUAACGAUGAUGAGGACGACGAUCUUGUUGACAAAAGAUUAAAAGAGAUGGGAUGCAUGGAUAAACAUUUAGCGGUCCAAGAUUGUAUGUUUGAUACCAAAGAUUGGAGAAAGUGCCAGGAGCAAGUGAAGGCUUUCAAGGCAUGUGUGGAAAACUAUGAAAAGCAGAAAAAGAAGACUUGACCAUAAUAGUUAAUAGUUAAUGAUGCCCAGUAGAUACAUUGUACAAUAGAAAAUCUGUAAGAACGAGUGCAAUUGUAGCUCUCUUUCAAGAUGCUGUAAACUUAAAAUAUGGUACGUUAUUUCAGAGACUAUUAAUGCAAAGGAACAGAUAUUGGACUGCAGUCAGCAGACAACCACAAUAUGCAAGCCGGAGAGCUCACAUAUUUUUCUAGAAAUCCAGCGUAAUGUAAUGAAAAUGCAGAAAACUCAAAAUGCUACAUGUAUCAUAAUUCUUGCUUUAUUUUUCUUUGCCAUGCUGGAAAUGGUUGUGACUGAUUUUUCUAUGCACAGUCUGUACAACUUUCUUCUUAAAGAUCAAUACAUAUAUAUAACAUGUCUUUUAAAAUCUGCAUUAUGAACACUAUUUGAUGCAAUAUGUCUUACAAGAGUUUAUCCUUUGUCUUGUAGACAUAAAGUCAUGCAUCACAAAAUAUAAACUAUCAUAUUGAUAGAAUUAAA
Messenger RNA from Lingula anatina, 736 nucleotides. RefSeq lists its product as uncharacterized. Gene Ontology annotation, biological process: mitochondrial respiratory chain complex IV assembly. Lineage: Eukaryota; Metazoa; Brachiopoda; Lingulata; Lingulida; Lingulidae. Gene Ontology annotation, cellular component: mitochondrial intermembrane space. The record is from RefSeq and is a predicted model, not a curated record.